Messenger RNA from Closterium sp. NIES-67, 2365 nucleotides. NCBI's taxonomy places the organism in Eukaryota, Viridiplantae, Streptophyta, Zygnematophyceae, Desmidiales, Closteriaceae. The record is from the annotation of a GenBank genome assembly.
CCCCUCCAUUCACCCACCUAACAACAUCGCCUUUGCUUCGUCCCUUUCGUCCGCGACCUCUCGGCUCAUAGACCGAAACAGACUAAAGCGUCCACGAAGGAACCAUCGAAUGCGAGCAGCCCUGCUGCAUCAUGGCUCGCUCCCUCUCGUCUCUCGCCUCCCCGCCACUGCCGCCUCCCAUACAAACGCAACCCCCGCGUCCUCCUCACUCCUCGCACCAUCCCCCACCCCCCCUGGUGCCCUCCACAUCGCCCCCUGUACAACCCCCCCUGGUCGAGCAACCACCGCCGCCGAGUCAGUCCCCCUCGUCGCCAGUGCAGCCGCCCAGCGUGCCGGCCGCGGCGAGCAGCGGCCCCGUGGACGUGGCGGGGCUGGCGCCGUUCAUCGCGGGCACGGCGGCGUGCAUGCUCGCCUUCUUCGCCGUCGGAAUCCUCCUCUCGUUCGCGCUGCGCUGCCCGCGCCUCCUCGCCGCCCUCCUCCCUAAUUGCCUCCUCGUUAUUCUCGUCCGCGACGUGGACGAUCCCGACGGCACAGCGGGCCGUCGCACGCCGACGUCGCACGGCGACAAGAAGAGUCGCGGGCUGGAUCCUGCGACGCUGGAGACAUUCCCAAUAGUGACCUUCAGGGGUUUGGCAGGGGGCAGCGGCGGUGGAAGGGCCGGCGAUUGCACGGCGGAUAGCGACAAGGAGAACGGGCACUGCAGCACCGCGGCGAGCUGUCAGCCCGUGCGACACGCGCUGCCGCUGGGUGAAGCGCCUGCGGCUUGUUUCGGCGAAAACCGAACGGUCAGUAACUCGGUUACUGAGCUCGCGGGAGACGGGCUCGCUGCGGGAAAGGGAGUGCUGUGUGCGGGAACGGGAGGGGCAGAGGCAGCAGCGGGAUUUGGCGCGGGGGAGCGGGGAGCAGCGGAAAGAGGCGCGGAAGGAAGGGAAGUGCAGGGAGGGGCAAGUGAGAGAGAGCAGGCCUCGGGGGGGAUGGAAGCACCAGCGGGAGGGGAGGAGUGCGGCGAGAUGGGUGCGGUGGAGUGCGCCGUGUGUCUGAACGAGUUCACCCACGGCGACCAGCUGCGCCGCCUGCUGCCGUGCGGCCAUGGCUUCCACGUCAGCUGCAUCGACUGCUGGCUCGCCUCGCACACCACGUGCCCCGUGUGCCGCACGUCCCUGGAGCCGACGAAAGAGGUCGAGGAGAGCCGCUGAGGUCUUCGCCCCGCUGAGGCACGGCCGCUGGCUCGUCGUGGCUCGCAUCUCACUCCUCGCGCCCCCUCUGCCGCACGCCCCGUACAUUGGAAGUUGUGACCAGAAUGGAGGGCGAGUGUGACGGAAGCGGUGAGCACGGACGGCGCCCGGCCGCGAUGUUGUGCCGCUGAGGGGGGCGCAGCAGAAAUGGAGAAAUGAAGCGCUCGCUCACGUCACGUGUGGAGUGUAGGCGAGGCGCACCUGGCGUGCUCUGGCGCGCCCGAGGGAGCAGCGCACCUGGCCAAGGGGACUGGGCCGCUUCGCUCACCGCGCGGACGGCUGAGAGGAGGAGACGUGGUGCGGUGUGGGAGGAGGCAUCUGGAAGGAAGAGAGUGCGGGAGAGGGUGUGUGAGGAGGCCAAUGCGGGUCUCGUCAGUGGCUGUCUCGUCAGUGGCUGUCUCGCCAUGGCGUGCUCUCUGCGACUGUGCGCCUCACCAACGCUCCAGAAGGCUUCGCCUGUCUCCCAAGUGGGUCUAUAUCGCUGGUGCUUCUGCCGGCCCAUCGCUGCCACGCCCAUCCAAGCAGCUCACGCACUUCCCCCACCCUCACGCCCCGCCAACCCCCUCCACCCACGCCCCUCGCCUGCUGCGCUCCCCACGGGUUCAGCUGGACCCCAUCCACACGCCCCAUGCCGCCGCCACCUCUCCCCCCACAGCGCUGGGCGCGCAGCGGCGACAGCAGCAGCGGGCGCAGCGUGGGCAUGGAAGUCGGCAGCACACACACAGGGCUGGCGCAGACCGCCAGGGGGAUGCUCAGAGCGGAAGGCGCGCUCGUGGGCGCCGGGCGGGGAGGGGAGGGAGGGAGCACGGCUGAGGUGCGGAGGAGGUAUGCUGGGGGGAACAGAUUAAGUGAAGGGUGGGCGUUUGGGGUUCAGGAUCGUGGUAGAUUAGGGUUGUUGCUGGGUGGAUGGUCGGAGCUACGGUGUUUGAUGCGCUACGAGUGAUGCGUGAGCCGAGUGCUGCUUGGUGAUCCGCCCUAUGAGCGAGUGCCUGAGUGGGGGCGGCCCAUCAAGUGAGGGACUUGCAGUGGGAGGGCUCAGAUGAGGAGAAGGUCCUUGAGGAAGCCUUCAAACUUUUGCUCUCAACGACAGUUGUUUUCAACGUUGUUGUUGUAAUGUUUUAACUCCGUUG